Molecule: messenger RNA, 1611 nt
Organism: Gilbertella persicaria
Lineage: Eukaryota; Fungi; Mucoromycota; Mucoromycetes; Mucorales; Choanephoraceae
Product: N2,N2-dimethylguanosine tRNA methyltransferase
Exons: 4
Coding region: 39-1583 (514 amino acids)
Biological process (GO): tRNA N2-guanine methylation
Cellular component (GO): nucleus
Molecular function (GO): RNA binding
Source: RefSeq, a predicted model, not a curated record
GUUUAUUUUGUCUUUUUAAACAGAUAUAUAAUAGAACUAUGUCCACUGCAGCAGAAAUAGAUAUCGCUCAAUACAACACUGUUACUGAAGGAAAGGCUACCAUUCUUUUUCCCAAGAAAAAUGAAGUGUUCUAUAAUCCAGUUCAACAGUUUAACCGUGAUAUGUCCAUUGCUGCUAUUCGUACUUGGAGCGAGAUUUACAACCAAGAGAAAGCAGAUCGCUUACAAAACAAGAUCAACAAGACAAAAGACAAGGAAACAAAGGAAAAGCUUGAAAAGUCCAUGGAGAAGUUCAAGACAGAUAACAACUUUACUAUUCUCGAAGCUCUUGCUGCUAGUGGCUUGAGAUCUGUUCGAUAUGCUAAAGAAAUCCCUCAAUUGAAGCAAGUUGUCUGUAAUGAUAUUGAAUCAGAUGCUAUUGAAGCUAUUCGACGUAAUGUCAAGUACAAUGGUUUAUCGGAAGAAUUGGUGAGACCCAAUCACGGUGAUGCUAUGCGUGUUAUGUAUGACACAGUGGGCACAGAUGAAAAAUUUGAUGUGAUUGAUCUGGAUCCCUAUGGCAGUGCUGCACCCUUUAUUGAUGGUGCAGUUCAAGCAGUGGCUGAAGGUGGUUUAUUGUGUGUGACUUGUACAGAUCUUGCCAUUUUAGCUGGGUCCAUGCAUCCUGAAACUUGUUUUGGCAAAUAUGGUGGUAUGCCCUUAAAGCAUAUGUUUCCACAUGAAAUGGCACUUCGACUUGUGUUGCAAAUGUUACAGACAUCAGCUGGUCGUUACAAACGUCAUAUUGUCCCACUUGUGUCUUGUAGCAUUGAUUUUUAUUUACGUGUGUUUGUGCGUGUCUAUACAUCACCUAAACAAGUCAAAUAUUCUGCAACAAAAACAGCUAUUGUCUAUGAAUGCUCAGGCUGCCAUGCUUACACUGUUCAAUCUCUUGGUAAGGUUGGCUUAAAAGACAACGGCGCUGAGAGACAUACACCUGCCAAUGGUCCCAGUGUCAACUCUUUAUGUGAAAACUGUCAUAGUACACAUCAUAUCGGUGGUCCUGCCUGGAGUGGCCAAUUGCAUGACGAUACAUUUGUAACCAAGAUGCUUCAACAUGUCAAGGACAAUGAGUCCUGCUAUGGCACAUCUGCUCGUAUGAAGGGCAUGUUAUCUGUGAUCAAAGAAGAAAUUCAUGUACCUUUCUAUUGGACACUUGCUCGCUUAUGUGGUACUGUUCACUGUACUAGUAUUCCCAUGUUAGAUCUCUAUAGUGCCAUUUUAAAUGCUGGUUAUCAAGUAUCUGCUUCUCAUGCAGGCAAACAAUCUAUUAAGACAGAUGCUCCUUCCCAUGUUAUGUGGGAUAUCAUGAGAGCUUGGGUCAAGAAGAACCCUGUUGUGAUGAACAAUAUCAGUGAAAAUUCACCUGCUAGAGUCAUUCUUGCUAAAGAACCUACGCUUGAAGUGGAUUUCACAAGACAUCCUAGAGCAUUGUCUGAAUCCAAAUCUGAACAUUUGGUGCGUUAUCAAAUUAAUCCAACACCUAAUUGGGGACCUAAAGCAAGAGCUGGACAAAAGAGAAAGACAGAUGAACAGGUCUUUUAAAAAAUAAAUAAAUAAAUUAAAUCUCAGU